GGAUUUUCCCGCCCUUCCGCCGGCCUCCGGCGGAGUGUCACGGUUCACGCCCCUCUCUGGGGUUACCUGUCUGAUGCCAGAGGGGGGGUGGGGGGUUUCGGGAACUGGCAGGAGGCAGAGGCCCUUCCCAAGUCCCGAAUCUUAAGGGGCAAAGGCCAUAAUUCUGGGCCGUUGACUCCGCCGAGAAGCGGGAGGCGGGAAGAAGCCAGCGGCGUGGGCGGGGUCGGGGGUGAAAGGUCAGAGGACCGAGAAGGGGGCGGAGCGCGCCGGAGGCGGAUGGCGGCUGCGGCGGCUCAGCACCCCCGGCGGCUGGUGGCGCGCUGAGGCGGCGACGCGCGGCGGACGCGGCGGGGCGCGGGGCGGAGAGAGCAGCAGCGGCGGCCGCUCCCAACAUGCACAGCCUGGCGACGGCCGCGCCUGUGCCUACAGCCCUGGCUCAAGUGGACAGAGAAAAGAUCUAUCAGUGGAUCAACGAGCUGUCCAGUCCUGAGACAAGAGAAAAUGCUUUGCUGGAGCUCAGUAAGAAGCGAGAAUCUGUCCCUGACCUUGCCCCCAUGCUGUGGCAUUCAUUUGGUACUAUCGCAGCUCUUUUGCAGGAAAUUGUAAAUAUUUAUCCAUCUAUCAACCCGCCCACCUUGACAGCGCACCAGUCUAACCGAGUUUGCAAUGCUCUGGCUUUACUGCAGUGUGUGGCGUCCCACCCAGAAACCAGGUCAGCAUUUCUUGCAGCACAUAUUCCACUUUUCUUGUACCCCUUUUUGCACACUGUCAGCAAAACACGUCCUUUUGAGUAUCUUCGGCUAACCAGUCUUGGAGUUAUUGGGGCCUUGGUGAAAACAGAUGAGCAGGAAGUAAUCAACUUUUUAUUGACAACCGAAAUUAUCCCUUUGUGUUUGCGCAUUAUGGAAUCUGGAAGUGAACUUUCUAAAACUGUUGCCACAUUCAUCCUCCAGAAAAUCCUUCUAGAUGACACUGGUUUAGCUUAUAUAUGUCAAACAUACGAGCGUUUCUCUCACGUUGCCAUGAUCUUGGGUAAGAUGGUCCUGCAGCUAUCCAAAGAGCCUUCUGCCCGUCUGCUGAAGCAUGUAGUGAGGUGUUACCUUCGACUCUCAGAUAAUCCCAGGGCCCGUGAAGCGCUCCGCCAGUGCCUCCCCGACCAGCUGAAGGACACGACCUUCGCCCAGGUGCUAAAAGAUGACACCACCACCAAACGCUGGCUGGCACAACUGGUGAAGAACCUGCAGGAGGGCCAGGUCACAGAUCCCCGAGGGAUCCCCCUGCCCCCACAGUGACCCUCCCACUGCUCCCCCAAGUGGGGAGAGGGCGGGACGACGGGAAGCUGGAGGGAAACAGCUCAGGUUUUACUAGGACUGAUCUGCUCUCGAGCACCUCAGUGCUGAAAGGCCCCUGGGCCUCCAGGUAUGGGCCGAGGCGUCGGGACCUGGGCGCUCUCCGCUCCUCCCAGGAAAGGGGCUCCCAGCCCAGCCCCAGGAGGGUGUCGACACCAGCAGAUGCUGUCUUUGCAGCACACCCCAGAAGACCCUCUCCUCACCCGGCCCUGGGAGGGAGGCGGGGCAGCGUGGCACUCGCUCCUGCUGAGCGCCUGCGAACAAGCCAUGGACCAGUUCGCUCUUCUGCCUUCCUGGAAGACUCAAGACAUGUCUCUUCAUCCUCUCUCAGUAUUUGUUUACUCUGGUCUUUGGUUUUGAUCUCAGAGAGGUCUGUGUGGUGGACACUCAGCCAAACUGGGCCAGUUGGCACUGUUUACAAGUCUGUUAGCUGCAGAAGCUCAAUAAAACGUUGGUCUGGGCAUUAUAUCCAUCUCCUCCAGUAGGCCAAGAGCUGCAUGAACUGUGUGAAGACUGGGAGGUGGGGAAAGGCACAGAAGCUAAAGGACCGACCGCAGGCAAACACAUGUGCACGCACACCCCAACACCCCCACUUACCCCUUCCCUCCCCCACUCUCCUACCCCUUCUUGUCAUUUCCGGCUUGAACUGCUAGCGAGCGUUUCCAGAUCUUCAUGCUUGUCCCUUCCCUGCUCUGCUAAAGUCCCUCUGUCCUGAUCGAGCGGGCUGUCCCAGAGGGGUAUUGCAUUUGGGGAAGAGAGGCAGCAGGCCUCUUGGCUUGGCUUCGUUUCACAUCCCCAAAACUCUGGCUGAGCAGCCCCAAAGGGGCAUGCCCGGGUGAAGAAGCUGUGCCCCGAGCCUGCGCUCGGCUGUCUGGUGAGUCGUGCAGCUCCGCCUGUCUUCAUGAUUGUACUUGCAGUAUUGGUUGAAUGAGUUCAUGUUAUCCAGAGCUCUGUAGAGGGCUGAACUCUGCUUGUUCACCGCCUUGGGUGUGGGGGGUUGAUGGGGGAGACAGACACAUUCCAUUUUGGUCUCUGAGAAUUACAGGGUUGCCACUAAAAUCUUUUUUGCUUAUUGAUGUUGUGUCAGAUUUUCUCCUCUUGGAGCUUCAGGUGAUGCCACGGCCCGGAGGCUUGGCUCUGUAAGCCCAGAGCAAACUGCCUUGCUCCCCGCCACCCUCCUGCUGUGACCGGUUUCUCUUUCUUCUCUCUUCCCCCCCCCCCAUCCCUCUCCCUCAUUCUCCUCCCUUCCUCUCCCCAUCAAUCCCUGGCCCCCUUCCUUACCCCCUUCUCCAAAUCCACCUCUAGAGGGAGACCGAAUGUUUUGUCCCCCUCUCACACACUCGGAGGCGUCUCUUGAAACAAGGGUGGAGAGAGUCUCCGUGCUCACAGAAGCGUUUGCAGGGGCAGCUUUGCCCACACAAGGGCUCUUCCAGGCCGCCUUCCGCAGAGGAAGCCGGCCUCACUGGUCCUGCCUCUUCCAGCCAAAAGCAGAGUCAGUGAGCUGGGUGUCGGGACCAGAACGCGCCUGACUUCCCUGCCUUUCAAACGCAGGGGAGACGGGCGCCAGCCCUCCAUCAGCCCCAGCCCGGAAAAGGCAGAGCACAUGGUUCAGAGCGGCUGGCCAGCUGGACUCCUUCCAGGCCCUUGUCCAUCUCUAGAGAGUUCAGCGAGGGCCGCCCCUGCUGUAUGCCCACCGUUCCUGCCCAGCCAAAGGUUUUCACUCCCCUUCUGCUGGGGAAACCUCUGCCGCCCAGGGCCUUGCUCCCUGGCGCAUUCUCUCUCUCCAUCUUUGGGUGCAUUGGCCAUGUUCCCCUACCAACAAUGUCUUAAUUCUCGUUCAGUCUUCUCAGCUGCCCUCGGACCCUACAUCCGUGUUGGGGAGGGAGUGGGAAGAGCGGGUAUUCCCUGGGGUUGAUGCUGCUGUUUCGCGUGAAUAAAGAUAACUCCUCCCUCUCCUUGUUUUGUGUGCCACCCCUCUCAUAAGAACUGAAAUAAAAUAUGCUUGUUUUUCUAAAGUCAAGU
Molecule: messenger RNA, 3371 nt
Organism: Sorex araneus (European shrew)
Lineage: Eukaryota; Metazoa; Chordata; Mammalia; Eulipotyphla; Soricidae
Gene: CNOT9
Product: CCR4-NOT transcription complex subunit 9
Exons: 8
Coding region: 393-1292 (299 amino acids)
Biological process (GO): mRNA catabolic process; negative regulation of translation
Cellular component (GO): CCR4-NOT complex; CCR4-NOT core complex; P-body
Source: RefSeq, a predicted model, not a curated record